Molecule: messenger RNA, 663 nt
Organism: Daucus carota subsp. sativus
Lineage: Eukaryota; Viridiplantae; Streptophyta; Magnoliopsida; Apiales; Apiaceae
Product: E3 ubiquitin-protein ligase RING1-like
Exons: 1
Coding region: 1-663 (220 amino acids)
Biological process (GO): protein ubiquitination
Cellular component (GO): cytoplasm
Molecular function (GO): ubiquitin protein ligase activity
Source: RefSeq, a predicted model, not a curated record
AUGGCCUCCGCCGAAAUUCCUUGGCAAUAUUAUUUCUGCCACCAAUGCGACUUCAUCGUGGCCAUCCGUCUCAGGCCCAACACUAUUCCUCGCUGCCCCAAUUGUCUAGAUGGGUUUCUUGAGGAAAUUGAUGACCAGUUUGCUUUUUUUCAGGACUACGCGUGGAAUUUGAGGGCUGGUGGGGCCAAUACUCAGUUUGUGUUUGAGAAUCAUCCCUAUGGUGGUGAGGGUUUCCCUGCCAAUAUGGGUGAUGAUUUUUUUAUGGGACAAGGGCUUGAGCAGCUGGCUGAAGAUGACCCGGAACAAUAUGGGACCCCGCCUGCUUCGAGAACUGCUGUGGAGGGGCUUCCAGAUGUUGUGGUUGAUGAUAAGCUGUUGGGGUCUAAUUCAGCACAGUGUGCUGUCUGUCAAGAUGAUUUUGAGAAGGAUAUGGUUGUCAAGCAGAUGCCUUGUAAGCAUGUGUAUCAUUCUGAGUGUUUGUUGCCAUGGUUGGAAUUGCAUAAUUCUUGCCCUGUUUGUAGGUACGAGUUGCCUACUGAUGAUCCUGAUUAUGAGAAUCGGGCUAGGGGUACUGAUCAUGCUUCUGGAUUUGAAAAUGAUUCAAGUGGUAAUAGUGGCGGGGAUUCAGGUUCUGGCGGUCCUCAGAACAUGGACACAAAUUAG